GUUUAAAUUUUGAAAUAAAAAUAAAAACAAAACCAUUUUCCUCACCCAAAUCCAACCCCAAACCUAGGGAAUUCAUUCCGUUGUCAUAGUCAAAAAUAUAAACUAUUUAUUCAUUAAUAUUAUUCUAGAAAAAUCACCUCGUUAUAGUGUGGUUUUAAUUAAUUACAAUUUGUGUUUGCUUUGUGACAAUAAAUUAAGGGCCUACAAGGUUAUUAAGUACAAAAGAACAAAACUAUAAAUUUUUGUUUACACUUAUAGUGAUUGUUAUAUUUAUAUUCAUAAAAGUGAAUAUAAAAAGAAAAAAAAAUUUGAACUUCCAUCAAAGGUCUAUUAAACUAUGACGGAGAGCUUAGAAACCGGAAAAUCCAAGGGGUUUAAAGAUGCCAGCGAACUAACAAGUGAAAAGCCCACUAGAGAUUUUGUAGAGGUCACAAUUCCACUUCCGUGGGGACACAUAUCUGGCAAAUGGUAUGGUCCACAGAAUGUUCGCCCUAUUCUGGGUCUUCACGGAUGGCUGGACAAUGCUGGAACUUUCGAUACUUUAGCACCUCUUCUCAGUCCGCAUGUAGCUUUCCUAUCGAUUGACUUGCCAGGCCAUGGAUUAUCGUCACGCCUUCCGGAUGGAUGCUGUUAUAAUAUGAUGGAUAAUUUAGUUGUUAUUCGAAUGAUUAUGAAUCAAUACAAUUGGGAUAAGGUAUCCCUGAUCGGCCACUCCAUGUCGGGUAUAAUUGCUUUCCUCUUCGCAGCAAUCUUUCCCGAUAAAACUGAGAUGAUAAUAUCGAUCGACGCCUUAAAACCUCAUCAGCGAUCGAUAGAAAAGACAAUAAAUACAUUAGCAAGUCGAUUAGAGGAGUCCAUAAAAGAAGAUCAACGCAAUCGCAGUAAAAUCGAACCACCUAGCUACACUUACGAGGAAUUGAUUGAAAGGCUAUUCCAUGGCUCUAUUCAAUCAGUGCAGAAAAAUAAUUGCAAGUACUUAUUAGCACGUAAUAUCCAGAAAUCAGAAAAGAACCCCGAAAAGUAUUUCUUUUCUCGAGAUCGAAGGGUGAGGUUCUAUAAUUAUGCAGCUGCACCACAAGAUGUCACAGUUGCUAUGGCCAAGAGGAUAACUGCGCCACACAUGUUUAUUAAAGCUUUAAGCUCAAGCUAUUUUGAAGAUAAACAGUAUUACGAUGAGGUGCUAAAUGUUCUACUCCAAAAGAGUAAUUUUGAAUAUGUUGAAGCUGAAGGAACGCAUCAUUUGCAUUUAAAUAAUCCUGCGGAUAUAAUCGAUCCAAUCAAUAGGUUUAUUGACAAAUUUGGACCCAAAAGGGAAGUGUUAAGUAAACUUUAAUUAAUUAUUUUUUUGGGGAUUUCUGUUAUAAUUAAAAAAGAAAAAAAAAACUUUUUUUUUAGGGAAAAAUUGUUUUUAGAAAAUUGUGAUUUAAUAAACUUUUAUUUAUAUUCGUAUACAA
Molecule: messenger RNA, 1454 nt
Organism: Eupeodes corollae
Lineage: Eukaryota; Metazoa; Arthropoda; Insecta; Diptera; Syrphidae
Product: probable serine hydrolase
Exons: 3
Coding region: 338-1333 (331 amino acids)
Source: RefSeq, a predicted model, not a curated record